Molecule: messenger RNA, 444 nt
Organism: Fusarium venenatum
Lineage: Eukaryota; Fungi; Ascomycota; Sordariomycetes; Hypocreales; Nectriaceae
Source: RefSeq, a predicted model, not a curated record
AUGCUUUCCAACACCGCCAAUACCAACAAGAAAUUAUCGAACAACAUGCGUCGCCGCACCUCCCCCCGCUUGAAGGCCAAGACGCUCAAGCAUACGUUAGACUGUUUGAGCAUCUCCACUCAGACGAAGCAAGCGAAUAGGCUCACCAAGCCUAUGGAGGAGAAGAAGUUGAAGGCUACACAAAAGGUGACCAUCUGUCUCUCCGAGCCUUGGGACCACACCAAGUUGAAGGAGGCCUUGGAAGAAUCAAAAGCCCUUUUCCCGCUGCCCAGUGACUUGGAACUGGACUGCCCUCUGAGAGAGCUCACACAAGAAGAGCGUCGCGACUACUUGGAGACUCUCGAGCGAAGACGUGACGAAAUGACCGCCAACAUUCGCCUGAAGAAUUCGUUGCGUGCCAUGGUCCAACGAUACAACAACCGGAUUGCAAGCUGCCAAUUCUAG